AUGGUUUUACGAUGGACAAUGAUUGCACGGCGAGGUCUCGCAACGCCGAAACAAAAAUUGAAAGGCUACAAGUUUCCGGAGGUGAAAAAAGAGGAUUGUGAACAGGUACGUACAGACUACGCCGGUACAUUUGAGGCCCGAUUUCGUGAACUCCUUCUCCGGCGAAUUCGAAAAAAUUUGCCAGACGAAUUGAACAUUUAACGCCGAAAAACGGUUUCUCUUGCAGAAGUACAUUUCCGGUUGGGGACCGGGCGGCCAGAAGGUGAACACCGCCCAAAAUGCCGUUCAAUUGACGCAUUUGCCGACGGGAACUGUGCUCAAGGUACUCUUUUUUUCAAAAAGUGUGUAAAGAAUGUAUUUGCAGGUGCACGAAUCACGUCUGCUGCCGAAAAACAUUGAAAUCGCGUUCGAACGCAUGAAAUUCGUGCUCGAUCGACGAAUAAACGGAGAAAAUUGCUACGAGGAGCAGCUUAAAGUGAGGAAAACACAAUUUUACCUAAAAAAUUGGCUAAAUGCCAUGUAAAUUAAACAUUUUUUAAAUUCCAGAGGCUGCAACACGCGAAAGAGGAAAAAGCGAACAAGCGGCGGGAAGAGGCACGCAAAGAAAAGGAAAUGUUCAAAAAUUCACUAUAA
Molecule: messenger RNA, 633 nt
Organism: Caenorhabditis sp. 36 PRJEB53466
Lineage: Eukaryota; Metazoa; Nematoda; Chromadorea; Rhabditida; Rhabditidae
Source: the annotation of a GenBank genome assembly